Closterium sp. Naga37s-1 is the source of this 1146-nucleotide messenger RNA. The record is from the annotation of a GenBank genome assembly. Lineage: Eukaryota; Viridiplantae; Streptophyta; Zygnematophyceae; Desmidiales; Closteriaceae.
GGUGGCAAGGUGCUAGGGGGCUUGCUGUUGACACGUGGCAGGUGGCAAUGGGAGGAAAGGGGCCCGUCGCUCUACCGCCUUGUGGGGGUCAUGAGCUUCCACAACACAACGCGCAAGCAGGAAAUAUUCAUCCCACAUGUGUCGGCGAGCGUGAUGCUGCUCUCCUCUCACUCCAUCCAAGGCAUCUCCACACACGUUUCUAUCGCUCCGCGCCAUCCGGGCGGCAAGCCUGCCGCCCGGGCGGACGGGUACUGGCCGGCGUACAUCACGCGGGCGGGCAAGGGUACAGCAAUGGAGGUCACUGUUGAGAUUCGGGCGGCAGACUCAGAUUCAGUGGAUGAUGCAGCCCUCUCACAGCUCAAGGCCGCCCGGCUGGAUGUGCAUUACAGGGCGUACGGGCCACAUGGCAGCCUGCCAUUGGUGCAGCACAUCAUCCUGCCCCUCGCCUUCCCCCCCUGCCCGCCCUCAUCCGCUCCUCACGCCCCUCAGUGGCGCAGCAUCGCACCGGGCAUAUCGGUGCUGGCCGUGCCAACGCACCUGCUAUGCCACCUCGACGACCCGCUCCUCGUGCUCCGACGCUAUGCAGCGCCGUAUCUGCAGCCGGGCGACGUGGUGACACUUGGCGAGACCCCAUUGGCCAUCAUGCAGGGUCGCUUCCGCCACCCGGACUCUGUGAGCCCGGGCCCUGUGGCUCGCUGGGCGUGCCGCCGCUUCCUGCCCACCUCGUCCCUUGCCACCGCGUGUGGUAUGCAGGCCCUUAUUGAUGUGGUGGGGGUGGUGCGCGUGAUAGUGGCGGUGCUGCUGGCGGCGCUGGCACGAGUGCUGCUGAGGCGGAGGGGUGUGUUUUACCAGUUGGCAGGGGAGCAGGCGCGACUCAUUGAUGACGUCACAGGGACUCUGCCUCCCUACGACCAGUUCAUCACCCUCGGCCCCCUGCGACCACAGGAGACGGUGGAGGGGUUGAGUGCGAAGCUGGGGUGUGGAGUGGCGGUGGUGGACGUUAACGACCUAAAAAAAGUGCAGAUCCUCGCUGCGUCAGCAGGGGUGGACCACACGAGGCUCACCACAGCACUGCUGCCUAACCCAGCAGGGAAUGCGGAGGAGCAGACUCCAAUAGUUAUUGUGCGCGGAUGCAGCAAGUCAUGA